GCUGAGGUGAGUAACAGCAGACGUUUAUUAAUCAGAUCAGUGAGAGUCGUCACUGUAUUUCUCUUCACCUUUAAACGGAGCUGAGCAGAACCAGCAUCGUGAUAAACAGUGAAGUUAAACCCUGUGAUCUGAUCAAUACUAUCAGAUAUUCCUGAUCACUGAGCUCAUCGCUGUGCUGCGUCCUGUGAAGUUAAACCCUGUGAUCUGAUCAAUACUAUCAGAUAUUCCUGAUCACUGAGCUCAUCGCUGUGCUGCGUCCUGUGAAGUUAAACCCUGUGAUCUGAUCAAUACUAUCAGAUAUUCCUGAUCACUGAGCUCAUCGCUGCGCUGCGUCCAGUGAAGUUAAACCCUGUGAUCUGAUCAAUACUAUCAGAUAUUCCUGAUCACUGAGCUCAUCGCUGCGCUGCGUCCAGUGAAGUUAAACCCUGUGAUCUGAUCAAUACUAUCAGAUAUUCCUGAUCACUGAGCUCAUCGCUGCGCUGCGUACAGUGAAGUUAAACCCUGUGAUCUGAUCAAUACUAUCAGAUAUUCCUGAUCACUGAGCUCAUCGCUGUGCUGCGUACAGUGAAGUUAAACCCUGUGAUCUGAUCAAUACUAUCAGAUAUUCCUGAUCACUGAGCUCAUCGCUGCGCUGCGUCCAGUGAAGUUAAACCCUGUGAUCUGAUCAAUACUAUCAGAUAUUCCUGAUCACUGAGCUCAUCGCUGCGCUGCGUCCAGUGAAGUUAAACCCUGUGAUCUGAUCAAUACUAUCAGAUAUUCCUGAUCACUGAGCUCAUCGCUGCGCUGCGUCGUAUUUAACGCUCAGUUUCCUCAUCAGGUUCCUGAAUAAACUCUGAGUGGAGAACAGCGUUUCAGCAGCAGCUGAUCUCACUGCAUAUUUCACACUCCACUGACUCUCUGACUCACUCUGAGUCACUCUGACUCUCUUUAAGUCACUCUGACUCACUCACAAUCCAGCAGAAAGGAUGGCUGGAUUCUUUGGGCGAUGGAAGUCUUCAUUCACACUUCCCCCCAGAGAAACAGUGAAUUACUCAGACAUUGUGGUGGGAAAUGCACUGAAGUCUGAUCAGGACUUCGUAAGUCGUCUGCGUGAGACGUCCCCCGGUCUGGUGAGGACGUCAGUGGAGGACAGUGACGUUAUUCUGGUUUUCUGUCUGAUUGUUUCUCGAGCUGGACCUGAUAUUGAAGCAGCGCUGCAGAGACUUGAAGCUGCAUCAGACUCCAAGCCUGCGGUUCUAGUGGUUCUCCACCACACAUUUAACCCAGACUGCAGUGUUCCAGACAGCAGCAGAGCAGUAACCAGAGAGAGAACUCUCACUGUGGACUGUCUGCUCCACGUGGACAGAGGACUCCUGAGAAGCUGGAGGAACCAGGCAGCUCUGGAUAAAGUCACAGACUGGAUAAACCAGAUAAAAGACCUAAAGCCCAAAGCCUCACAGCAAUCUACCAAAGACCGGCAGAUCCAGGAACUGACAGAACAGGUGAAGAGGCUGAAGCGAGAUCUGAAAAAACAACAAGACGCCUACAGACGGCAGGAAGAGGAGGAGAAUAAAGUGCUAGAAGGGAUGAGAGAAGCUCUGAAGAAUGAACCUCUGAAGAACAAAGCUCUGAAGAAAGAAGCUCUGAAGACUGAAGCUGUGGAGUAUGAAGGUCUCUGUGUUGUCUCAAGUCUAAGGAUGCUGUGGAUGGGUUUGGGGAAACCUGGAUCUGGGAAAAAUGAAGCUGGAAACCCCAGUAAGGAGAGCCAGCCAGGACCAUCAGCACCACAGCAGAAAGGAACUGGGACAGAUGCCUUCGACUGGUCUAAAAUUCAAAGGACUGAACUCAGAGAGCAGCAACUACUUAAAGAAGACAUUCCUGAACCUCAAAGACAAAAAGAUCUGCAAGAAACCAGGAGGGACUACAAGGAGCAGGUGGAGGAGAUCAGGAGGGUUUAUGGAGCACAGACAGAUCAGAUCAUGAUCAUCCUCCCAGAUCUAGAACAGGUCAUUUGGGUUCCAAAGCCCAAAAUGCAGAAAAUGCUGAGCAGAAAAGAUGCAAAGAUAAAUGAGGAGCAAACUGCAGAGACGGAUUCAAGUUCUGAGAACCAGCCAGUGCAGGACGCUGGACAGUCAGAUGGUCAGAGCACUGGACAGUCAGAUGGUCAGAAAAGGGUGCAGUCAGAUGCUCAGAAACAGGUGCAGUCAGAUGGUCAGAAACAGGUGCAGUCAGAUGGUCAGAGAAGGGUGCAGUCAGAUGGUCAGAAAAAGGGGCAGUCAGAUGGUCAGAGCACUCGACAGUCAGAUGGCCAGAAACAGGUGCAGUCAUAUGGUCAGAGCACUGGACAGUCAGAUGGUCAGAGCACUGGACAGUCAGAUGGUCAGAAACAGGUGCAGUCAGAUGGUCAGAAAAAGGUGCAGUCAUAUGGUCAGAGCACUGGACAGUCAGAUGGUCAGAAACAGGUGCAGUCAGGUGGUCAGAGCACUGGACAGUCAGAUGGUCAGAAACAGGUGCAGUCAGAUGGUCAGAAACAGGUGCAGUCAGAUGGUCAGAAACAGGUGCAGUCAGGUGGUCAGAGCACUGGACAGUCAGAUGGUCAGAAACAGGUGCAGUCAGAUGGUCAGAAACAGGUGCAGUCAGGUGGUCAGAGCACUGGACAGUCAGAUGGUCAGAAAAGGGUGCAGUCAGAUGGUCAGAAACAGGUGCAGUCAGAUGGUCAGAGAAGGGUGCAGUCAGAUGGUCAGAAAAAGGGGCAGUCAGAUGGUCAGAGCACUCGACAGUCAGAUGGCCAGAAACAGGUGCAGUCAUAUGGUCAGAGCACUGGACAGUCAGAUGGUCAGAAACAGGUGCAGUCAGAUGGUCAGAAAAAGGUGCAGUCAUAUGGUCAGAGCACUGGACAGUCAGAUGGUCAGAAACAGGUGCAGUCAGGUGGUCAGAGCACUGGACAGUCAGAUGGUCAGAAAAGGGUGCAGUCAGAUGGUCAGAAACAGGUGCAGUCAGAUGGUCAGAAACAGGUGCAGUCAGGUGGUCAGAGCACUGGACAGUCAGAUGGUCAGAAAAGGGUGCAGUCAGAUGGUCAGAAACAGGUGCAGUCAGAUGGUCAGAAAAAGGUGCAGUCAGAUGGUCAGAGCACUCGACAGUCAGAUGGCCAGAAACAGGUGCAGUCAUAUGGUCAGAGCACUGGACAGUCAGAUGGUCAGAAACAGGUGCAGUCAGAUGGUCAGAGCACUGGACAGUCAGAUGGUCAGAAAAAGGUGCAGUCAGAUGGUCAGAGCACUCGACAGUCAGAUGGUCAGAAACAGGUGCAGUCAUAUGAUCAGAGCACUGGACAGUCAGAUGGUCAGAGCACUGUACAGUUAUAUGGUCAGAAAAAGGUGCAGUCAGAUGGUCAGUGCACUGGACAGUCAGAUGGUCAGAAAAAGGUACAGACAGAUGGUCAUAGCACUCGACAGUCAGAUGGUCAGAAAAAGGUGCAGUCAGAUGGUCAGAGCACUGUACAGUUAUAUGGUCAGAAAAAGGUGCAGUCAGAUGGUCAGAGCACUGGACAGUCAGAUGGCCAGAAAAGGGUGCAGUCAGAUGGUCAGAAACAGGUGCAGUCAGAUGGUCAGAAACAGGUGCAGUCAGAUGGUCAGAGCACUCGACAGUCAGAUGGCCAGAAACAGGUGCAGUCAUAUGGUCAGAGCACUGGACAGUCAGAUGGUCAGAAACAGGUGCAGUCAGGUGGUCAGAGCACUGGACAGUCAGAUGGUCAGAAAAGGGUGCAGUCAGAUGGUCAGAAACAGGUGCAGUCAGAUGGUCAGAAACAGGUGCAGUCAGGUGGUCAGAGCACUGGACAGUCAGAUGGUCAGAAAAGGGUGCAGUCAGAUGGUCAGAAACAGGUGCAGUCAGAUGGUCAGAAAAAGGUGCAGUCAGAUGGUCAGAGCACUCGACAGUCAGAUGGCCAGAAACAGGUGCAGUCAUAUGGUCAGAGCACUGGACAGUCAUAUGAUCAGAGCACUGGACAGUCAGAUGGUCAGAGCACUGUACAGUUAUAUGGUCAGAAAAAGGUGCAGUCAGAUGGUCAGUGCACUGGACAGUCAGAUGGUCAGAAAAGGGUACAGACAGAUGGUCAGAGCACUCGACAGUCAGAUGGUCAGAAAAAGGUGCAGUCAGAUGGUCAGAGCACUGUACAGUUAUAUGGUCAGAAAAAGGUGCAGUCAGAUGGUCAGAGCACUGGACAGUCAGAUGGCCAGAAAAGGGUGCAGUCAGAUGGUCAGAAACAGGUGCAGUCAGAUGGUCAGAGCACUCGACAGUCAGAUGGCCAGAAACAGGUGCAGUCAUAUGGUCAGAGCACUGGACAGUCAGAUGGUCAGAGCACUGGACAGUCAGAUGGUCAGAAAGGGGUGCAGUCAGAUGGUCAGAAACAGGUGCAGUCAGAUGGACAGCAAAAGGUGCAGUCAGAUGGUCAGAGCACUGGACAGUCAGAUGGUCAGAAACAGGUGCAGUCAUAUGGUCAGAGCACUGGACAGUCAGAUGGUCAGAGCACUGGACAGUCAGAUGGUCAGAAAAAUGUACAGGCAUGUGGUUUGUGGGCUGGGAAGCAGGUGGAGGGUCAGGAGGACGAGGUGAUGAGUUCAGACACCAUCAAUCGUGAGGAGAAUGAAGGAAAUGACACAGUCAACACUGAGAGUCCAGGAACCUUCUUCCAGAUGAGGCUGGGAGGAGUUUAGCUGUGGUUUCCAAAAAAGUUGGGACUCUGUGCAAAAUGUAAAUAAAAACAAAACGCAAUGAUGUGGAGAUCAUUUACACCCCAUGUUUAAUUUACCACCACUCAAAGACAAGAAGUCAAAUGUUGAAACUGAGAAAUUGUUUUUUGAAAAAUAUUUACCCAAUUUAAAUUUGAUGUCAGUAACAUAUUUCAGAAAAGUUGGGACGGGGACUCAAAAGGCUGGUAAAGGUGUGUGGUGCUAAAAAAACAACACCUGGUGUUUGAUUGGCAGCAGGUCAGUAACAUGACUGGG
This is a messenger RNA of Pygocentrus nattereri (red-bellied piranha), 4979 nucleotides long. Its product is annotated as S-antigen protein-like. The transcript is spliced from 8 exons. Bases 966 to 4688 code for a protein of 1240 amino acids. The record is from RefSeq and is a predicted model, not a curated record. NCBI's taxonomy places the organism in Eukaryota, Metazoa, Chordata, Actinopteri, Characiformes, Serrasalmidae.